Messenger RNA from Cygnus olor (mute swan), 9808 nucleotides. It is a transcript of the gene NEUROD6, whose product is annotated as neuronal differentiation 6. The coding region runs from base 8621 to 9634 and encodes 337 amino acids. Lineage: Eukaryota; Metazoa; Chordata; Aves; Anseriformes; Anatidae. Gene Ontology annotation, molecular function: protein dimerization activity. Gene Ontology annotation, biological process: regulation of DNA-templated transcription; nervous system development. The transcript is spliced from 4 exons. The record is from RefSeq and is a predicted model, not a curated record.
UUGUUGCUGGGGAAGUCUCUGCAGCCUUUCCUCUGGUCAAGGGCUGAACCCCGUAGUCUCAAUCUUUAAUUAACUUUCCUCUGACCCCUCUGCAACACUGGCUGCUGGAAGGCUUCUCCCUGGGGUGAGGAAGACACCUGCUUGCGCAGCAGUGUCCUUCAGGUUCCAGAUUGCUGCCCCUUCCCAGCUGUUAUGGAGGCCCUGUGACUUCUGCUGAUCUCAGUAGCCAAUAUUAAUAGGGGAAAAAUAGCUCAAAUGACCCAGCUUCCACUCUGCUGUGACAUGAACUUUCUGCGUCUUGAGGUUAAGAUCCUCCAAAAGUAUAUUACUGUCUUUCUUCCACUGCCUUCAAGUCAGUGAAAGUAUGUAUAAUUUUCUACAACAGCAAAAGGCAGCGAAGCUAGAGGAUCUGGUGUUCCGAUAUUAUUUCAUCAUGCUGCUAAAAUUUGCCUGAGGAAUGCAUGCAAGAGAAAAGAAAUGAUGAUUCUUAAGAGCUUACGGCUCACCUGAACCUGGAUAAAAUUUCAUGGGGUAAAGAAAAGUCAUUUCUCUAGCCUGAGGGCUUUCUCCCUGCUGAGUUUCAAAGGUCUGCUGCAAAUAAUGGAAAUGUCAGAGUUUUUCAAAACUUUGCAAGAAUCUUUUCCAAAGUUCCACUUACAAGACAUGCUAUAAUUUCCUGGAAGGGAACUGUCCACCAGCACUUUACGUUCAUCAUGGAAUCAUCAUAGAAUGGUUUGGGUUGGAAGGGAACUUAAAAAUCAACUGGUUUCAACCCUCUUGCCACGGGCAGGGAUGCCACCCACUAGAUCAGGUUGCCCAAAGCCCCACCCAGCCUGGUCUUGAACACCUCCAGGGAUGGGACAUCCACAGCCUCUCUGGGCAAGCUGUUCUACUGCCUCAUCAUCCUCAUAGUAAAGAAUUUCCUCCUAGCAUCUAAUCUAAAUCUUCCCUCUUUUAGUUUAAAACCAUUCCCCCUUGUCCUAUCACUAUCUGCCUGUGUAAAAUGUCACUGUCCAUCUUUUUCUUGUAAGCCCUCAUUAAGUACUGAAAGACCACAGUGAGGUCUCCCAGGAUGCAAUUGGCUUUCUGGGCUGCAAGCACACACUGCUGGCUCCUUUCAAGCUUUUUAUCCACUGGAACCCCCAAGUUCUUCUCCUCAGGGCUUUUCUCAAUGAGUUCUUCAUCCAGUUUGUACUCAUGCCUGGGAUUGCCCUAACCCUACUUUGCUCCCCCAGCCCUCAUCUACAGGUUCAGGGAAAUGAGACGCGGGAAGCCUGACUGGCAGAGAAGACUGAGGCAAAGAAGUUGUCAAAUACCUCAGCCUUCUCCAUGACUGUCAUUACCAGUUCUGCCUUCUCAUCCAUCAGAGGGGACACACUCUCCUUGGCCUUUCUUUUCUGGUCAAUGUACCUGCAGAAUCCCUUCUUGUUAUUCUUUGCACCCCUUGCCAAUCUCAGUUCCAUCCAUUCCUUGGCUUUCCUGAUUCCAUCCCUGCACAUCCAGACAGCAUCCCUGUACUCUUCCCAGGCCACAUGUCCCUGCUCCCACUGCCUGCGCAUUUCCGUCUUGUGCCUCAAUUUGCGCAGCAGGUCCUUGCACAGCCAUCCUGGUUUCCUGCCUUCCCUGCUUAUUUCUCACACAUGGGGAUGGAGAGCUCUUGCGCUCUCAGAAGAGUGUCCUUAAAGAGUUGCCAGCUCUGAUCAGUUCCUCUGUCCCUAAGGACAGUAUCCCAGGAGAUCUCAUCCACUAAUUCUUUAAUUAUUCUUUACAUUAUUCUUCGGUUUUGAUUUGCACUUCCAUCAAGUCAGUGUUAAUUUAACUUCUCUAUUUUCUUGCAUCUAAUUUAGAGCAUGCUGCAUAAUCCUAAGCAAACUGUGCACCUCAGCAUGUGCUUUCUGCAAGGCCCUUCUGCUCUUCUAGCUGAAUUGGUGCCUCCAAGAUGGGCUUUGCCCCAGUACCAGCUCGCUGUGUAGGGUUUCCAGUUGAGCACCUCUUACAGGGGGGAAUUUCCAGCAAGUAGAGGAAAUUACCCCAUCAACCUCAUAGAUUUUAUAAGGAUUGCCCCAUGUUUAUGAAGGAAAAAGCAUGUGUCACACAGCCAUGGGGUAUGCUGAAGAAAGGGAAACAGUGCAGAUCUCUUCUGGGGCCGCACACACCCACACCACCUCUUCUGGAAGGGACUGACAGCAAGGUCUGUCCCAAAAACCAAGCUUUGCUGGGGACAGAGACAUCCUCAAAAUGGAAACACAGAGGACGCUUGCCUGUGAGUCACUGUAGGCACCGGCAGAAGAAAGGGAGAAAAAACAAACAAACAAACAAAACAAACAAACAAACAGCAUUGCCAACUAGCUGUUUGACAGAGAUUGCCACUGGAGAGUAGGCACUGCUCAGCAGCACCAGGAUGUGUGCCACAGCCAAGUGUCCCUACUGCACCCGCAAAAGGCUGCCAAGCUUACUGAGCUCAGAGCAUCCUCAAGGUAGAGCAGCAGAAAGUGUGACAACCCCAGCCACCUAGCAUGAGAAACAAAACAAAGCAAAACAAAAACAACAACAAAAACACUUUUUCAUGUGUACCCUAGGAUUGCCUCGCACCAUGAAGCAAUAAGAAUGACCUUACCCAUUGUGGUUUCAAGAAGUGACACAGUUCUGCAACCAGCCUGACUACAGCACUUUUCCCCAGGGAGAGAGGUACAUUAAAUCCCAUAUAGCUGCAAGGCGCAGAUCACCUCUUAAUCUGGCAACACAGCUUUCAGGCUAUGCCGUGCCAUUGCUUUGCGAGGUGGAAUGCAGCAAGGUUAAUGCAGGUUUAUCUCAAUUUUUUAAAAAUGCAUUUUCCAUUUUAAAAUUAUUUGGCCCCACUGUCUCCCAACUCAUUUACAUUAGCGUAAACUGGGAGUAGCUCAGAAUUAAUAGGAUUAUGCCAAAUGUAUGUCAUAUCUAAAUCAUAUCCAUUCUAUUCAUGUAAUUCAGAAAUCUUGGAACAAUUUCUGGUCACACAUGCGGUUUUGGUUAACCAUAAGCAGUUAGUAUUAGGCUCCGUUUUCAGAUUCUGAAUUCAUGCUUUACUCAAGUGACUCCCAUUAAAACAGAGUAACUAACCCCUCUGCAACUCUUUCAUAUUUGUCCCUAACAGCCUUUUCAAAACCUAAAACUAAGGAUGUCUGAUUAGAGCAAAAUGUAUAUCCUCAUUAUGGGGGGCUUAGAUAGUGCAAAGCAUGUUUAUAAUGUUUUGCAGUAUUAGCAGAUGGGUUAAAAUCACGUUUUCAGACUGAACCGAAUCCUCUUGGACAAAUGUAGGUUAGUUCUUUGAAUCUAGGGUCCUUAUUAGUGUCAUCUUUAAUCUCUCCAGAGAGAAGGACGUAUAUCCCUGUACAUCAUCUUAGUGGUGGUGGGAGAGGGCUCAGAUGACUUGACAGGAAAGGCAGUUUCCCUUCAGAAAGCUGUCCGUAGCCUACAGUGCUGUACUGGGGAUGUGGAGGGAUGGAUACAGGGUUGGGUUGGGGAGGUCCAUUGCUCUGGUGCUACAGAGCACUGGUUGCGCAUGGGAUACACAGGAGGCACAUGAAGUGCAUAUGGCACAUUGGUUGAGGUGCAGACACCAAAUGCUGGAGCCAAGCAGGUUUUGAGGGGUGUUUCUGGUCCUCCCCAGGCAUUUGGGCUGUGCAUACAAGUGCUGCAGUAGGAGGACACUCUGAAUCAGGUGUGAAAAAGAGGGCAUUUUGCAUUGCAGGAUUUUGCACCAGGUCUUUACGUGCACAGGGAACAGAGUUGCUGUGGCUUUCAGUGCUUUCACUGGAAAGAUGAGGGGAUGAGGAAAAGAAAAAUAUUUGGCUAACUCUCACUCACACUUCUGAACAGUCCCCCAUUUCCCAUGAGGUCUCUUUGCUACCAGUGAAGAAUCCACACUAAACAGCAAACAACACACCAAACCCCAACGACAAAGGCAUCAGAAACUGGUCCUGAGCAAACACCAUUAGAGUUUCUGGAGUUUGGAUGUAGUUCUCCUGCUACAGUACAACUGGAAGAUAUGUCAGGGUGGGAAAGGAUGACCUUUUCUUUUUUUUUUAAAUUAAUAAUAAUAAUGAAAAGAGUAUAGACAUUCCUUGGAGGUCUGAUGAUAACACUGAAGUUAUUGGAAGGCCUCCCAUUGAUUGCAGUGCAGUUUGGGUCAGUCCCUCCAACACACUGUGGAGGUUCUGCAGUCCUUUGAACUCGAUCUUAUUUCAGUGGCUCUGUUAAUGCUUAGCUGUGUUUCAUGAAUUGUGAUAGUAUUGCAUUUGUAAGAGAGUCACUUAUAAUUCAAAACUAUACAGCUUGGGCUCAGGAAAAAAAUCAUGGUAUAUGUUCAGCAACAUAUUUGGUGUCAUGUAGCCAUUCUACAGAGUGCAUUUAACUGUGUUUUGUGUAUUAUUCUUAACAUGCAUUCACACUAGACAGCAAAGCAGCAGUUAUGGGGUAUGCUGUGAAUGCAUACUAACAGCAGGACACAUUUGCAUAUCAUGGAUCCAUAAUACAAAAUGUGUAGUAAAAUCCUUAUGAAAAGUUAUUAUGCAUGCACAGUAGAGGCUUUUUAAACCUUGAUAUCUCAGCUAUUUUGUUUCUCCACUAUUUAUUUGAAAAUAUUAAAAAGGUCAAAUGAUGGAUUAAGAAUCUGCAAAAAUGUAAUGUUACUGCUACAGAGGGAAUCCUCCAGCACGGUCUAAUUCAUUUAUUUUGUUUUUAGUACCAGUAUGAGCCAUUCAAAAAUGCAUUUUAUGAUAACAUUUGAGUAGUUAAAAAAAAAAAAAAAAAAAAAAAACCAAACUUCAGGAGGAAAAAAAAGAGAAAAUAUUUUAAUAAAAGCAUUAUUUGGAGGUUGGGUGAUAUAACUGGAAAUUUUUACAGCCUUCUCUUAACACAGAGACACUACAAUGUCGACCUUUCCUUCAAUUUCUUGUAAUAUUUUUAGUAUGCAUUGAAACAGGGUUCAGUUCCCCGGGACUUUGCAUAUUUAGAUUAUCGUGCAUUGUAUAAUACUCUGAAUAUGCAGAAUCCUUGAAAAGGUUGACAACCCUUAGGACCUUCCACAAUAUAAAUCUUAAUACAUAAAUUCCUAUUGAGAAUAAUGGGAUUCUACCCUCUUCUCUGUUACACAGACUGUAAUAUUUGGGAUAAAAUGAAAUGAAUGUUAUGAAUAAUACAGCUCUUGCUCCUUUUGAACAGUUGCCACUUAAGUUUUAACAUCUUUCUCACUGUAAAUACAUUUGCUUUAAAAAAUAAAAAUAAAAAGAGGUCUGAGCUCUAUAAAGAGGGAAUGACCUGAUAUUCCUUGUUUCUCUUAAAAAUAUAUAUUUUUAUACACACACACACACACAAAGUUUAGAGGAGGGAUUUUAUUUCAGCCAGGGACCCUGACAUUAUUGAACACAUACACAUAGAUGUACAUAGCACACACACAUGCACACCUUGUUCUGCUGCUGCCUCUCUUUUUUUUUUUUUUUUUAAUUAAAAAAGUCCAGAUUUAAAUGAAACUUUGUGAAAACAAAAUAAUUGGAUCAGGGCUCAUAACAUUAAAGCCAAGCUUGGGCCCGAUGUGAAUUAACGCAGAUGAGUUAUAAACCCUUCAAAAACAGGAUUUAUAACAGAAACGCUGACACAGACCCAUAACAAUAGCAGCUCUACCAGGGAUUAUUUUAAUACUAAAAGCAUACUCAGCAUCUCACUUUUUAAAAUAGAGAUUACUUAGUUGCUAAAAGGCAGUGAUAAACAAUAAUAAUAAAAGCAAACUUUCAAAAAAUGUUUCCAAGAUGACAUGUCGUCCUCCCGACUCCUGAUAUUGCUUAUGUGUGACGUGCCCCUCAUAAGAAAACACCACAAAACAUCUAAAAAACAAACCAAGGUGGAGUUUGCCAUAAGCUCUAUGGCCGGGCUGAGCCGAGAGGCUUUGUCAGCUCCAUUUAAUAGUUUCUUGUCUGAGGGAAGAGACAAAAGGGUUAAGGGAGCAAGAGCAGAGAGGCGAGGAGGAGAUGCAGGCAGCUGAUGGGCAGAGAAAGGAGAUGGGAAAAGGGCACAAGGGAAGGAGCUGCAAAGGGGCACAUGGAAGCACAGAGGGGAAGGACGGAGGAAGAGGCAGGACAUGCUGCCAGCGACGUGACCUCAGGUUUGAGGUUUCAGGGAAGCGCUCACGACAGGCCAGGCAAGCGGAGGAAACCCCAUAAGCACCCCGAAUCCUCACCCACACCAGGGGCGGGAAGGGUGCGAGCAAGAGAUCACUGGGUCUGCACGGCAAACCGCUCAUCACCGGAAAGGGCAAUGCUUCUUUGAUCCUCACACUGUGACACUGGAACUCUCACAGUUUUCUUCUAACGCCUCUUUUAGGGGGGGGAGGUCAAAAAAUGCCGAAGGACGUGAGGGGAGGAUUUCUUAACGGCAGUAGGGGAUUUGCUGCUGUUAUCCUGUGUACUGUAGCAACACACUGCACUUCAACAAAAAUAAAUAAAUAAAUAAAUAGAUAGAUGAGGAGAAUAGAAGGAAAAAAAAAAAAAACCCAACACCAAAAAAACAAAAAAAGCCCACACCCCGAAAUCGCUCACAACAGAAUCACACAAGAACUACUUUUUGUGACUGUGCUAUAUAGUACCAGCAUUGCAUCCCAAUUCCUGCCUUCCUUUUUUUUUUUUUUUCCUGGGUACCAGGUGCACCGGAGGGACUUCGAUCAAUACAAGACAGCACUUUUUAUAUAAACAAUACCGUAUUAACAACUACAGGGCAGCCGUACCUGUAGGCAGGGAUAGCACCAAAUGUUGGCAUGUCUAUCCAUGCAGCUAGGCUGCUAAAAAGAAGCAGCUCCAGUGGAAAAGCACCUACUGCAUGUGCAAUGCUGGUGCAGAUUUUUUUUCUUUUUUUUUUUUCUUCUAUCAGUCUAACCUUCUGUGUUGAUACAUGAAUGCUGGUACCCACUUAGAGGGAUGCCAGAUGAUCAGUGCAGAAUGAAGGUCCCAGGAGAAAGGCUCACGUGGUUUUCUCUGCCCCGUGACGUCACUAGCAGAUGGCAUGGGUACCAGCUCUGGCAGUUGGCAUCAAUGUCACUUUUUAGAGAUCAAUGAGAUAGUGCAGAUAUACACAGAUCUAGACUCCAGGAGACGAUGCGACACUCAGACUGAAAAGAUUUGGAAGGCAAAAAAUGAAAACUGAUUGUUGAAUGAAAUAAAAAGCUAAGGUAAUACAAAUAAAGAUAUAUUUCAGUUGGUGCUGGGUGUGCAUGCAAGUGUUUAAAGAUACAGUAUCAUUGUCUUGUAUUUUAUGUAUGCUAUUUACUCUCUAAUAACUCCUCCUAACAUUUUAUUCUUCUGAUGCAAUUGCAUACUUUCGUUGGUGUGAUGUAAUGUUGCAAGUAUGUAGACAAUAGUGCUAGAGUUAGUUUUUUACCGGGGUUUUUGUUUAGUUUUGUUCUAUUAAGUCCCUGCAUUCGUUUUGUUUGUCUCUUUGAGGACCGUGUGUCCAAGUGUUUGCUGCUCCCAAACUGAAAACAAAAGCAAAAAUAAUUGGAAGGGGGAAAUUAUUUCCCCGUUUCAGCCUGGAUUGUGAACACACGUGCACGAAUGCAGCCAGAGCCCACAGCCCGCUGCUGUCAGCCAGGGGCUGGGGGAGACGCCUGAGCCUUGCAGAACAUAAACACUGCUAUAGCGUGCAGGGAAAUUUUUUCCCCCCUCUAAAUGAUGGGGGAGGGAAAAUAAAAAAAAAAAAAAAAAAAAAAGAGGAAAAAAAAAUAAGUAAAUAAGUUAAAUCUAGCCAAGUAUAUAAUACGAUUUAGAUUUUUUGCUGGGAAAAAGAAAAAAAAAAAGGUAGGGAGAUUUUAUUUCCUAAUUCUGAUCUGAAUACAUUUAGGGUUCAAUGCUUCCUGAUUUUUGUCUAAGUAUGAAAUAAGUAAUGUGUGAUUUUCAUAGAAAUCAUUAGAAAAAAAUAUUUUAUUUUUUGAUUACUAGCUGAGUAAUUUGGGGGGAUGUUCCAUUAAUAUAUUUUCUCACCCACUGUAACUCACUGGAGUUUAAUAUCUUGAUUCAAAAAGGAAGAAAUGUGGAGGGACAAAAACUCUGAAAUUUAAGUUUAAAGUGAUUUAAAAAAUGUUUAACCAUCAGUUAAUAGAGAUAUGGCACUUUUCAAUUUUAAGACUGCUCUCGUUCUUCUCAUUUUUUCACCCAGGGGAAUUUGGAUUAAUGAAAUUUCUGUAUUGCUUUAGCAUGUUUUGCAUUUCUUUGAAUUCCAUGGUGGCAAGGGUUCGAAGGGCUUGUUUAAAAAUAAGAUAAAUGAGAUGAGAGGUAAUUGUGCAUUUUAAAUAUUGAUUUACUCUACUUAUCUGUAAGAAAUGUGGCUUUUUGUUGUGAGAUCCUGAAUGUUUCAAGUGAUUUUAAAAUUCCAGAUAACACUUAUUUUUUGAUAAGCAAGCAUUUGCAAUUGACCUUUUAUGAGAAAAAUGUAGAUUGUGCCUUUAUACACACACACACGCACUCCUAUACAUACAGCGUGCACUAAGACACAUUCAAGGUGCAUGAGGAUGUGUCUGUAAGUCGGCAAACUUUAUAAAUGGAAAUAUUUAAAUAUUGUGCUGGCCCUCUUUCAGGUAACUUAAGAUUAUAGAACCAUGCUAACACUACCGUUUGAUGAGUCUGUUGUAAUGCCAGAAUCCCAGAUGUGCAGAAAGUUUUCCAGAGAAAGCGAUGACCAAAAGCAAAUGAAGAACCCGGAAAGCUUUUCGAAGCAGAUUGUACUCCGUGGAAAGAAUAUUAAAAGAUCUCCUGGAGAAGACACAGAGAAAGAGGAGGAAGAGGAAGAGAGGGAAGAAGAGGAUGAGAAUGGCUUGCCCAGGCGAAGGGGCCUUCGGAAAAAAAAGACGAGCAAGAUCAGGAUGGAAAGGAUCAAAUUCAGGCGACAAGAAGCCAAUGCGCGAGAGAGGAACCGGAUGCAUGGCCUUAACGACGCCCUGGACAAUUUAAGGAAAGUGGUCCCUUGUUACUCUAAAACACAAAAACUGUCUAAAAUAGAAACCUUAAGACUAGCCAAGAACUACAUUUGGGCUCUUUCUGAAAUCCUGCGAAUUGGCAAGAGGCCCGACCUGCUCACCUUCGUCCAAAACUUGUGCAAGGGUCUGUCCCAGCCAACGACAAACUUGGUGGCGGGAUGCCUGCAGCUGAAUGCCCGAAGCUUUCUGAUGGGCCAGGCGGGCGAAGGCACCCAUCAUGCCCGCUCGCCCUACUCCACCUUCUACCCCCCCUACCACAGCCCUGAGCUCGGCACCCCCCCAGGGCACGGGACUCUUGACAACUCCAAGUCCAUGAAACCCUACAACUACUGCAGCGCGUACGAGUCCUUCUACGAGAGCACUUCCCCCGAGUGUGCCAGCCCACAGUUUGAAGGUCCCUUAAGUCCUCCCCCAAUUAACUAUAAUGGGAUAUUUUCCCUGAAGCAAGAAGAAAGCUUGGACUAUGGCAAAAAUUACAAUUACGGCAUGCAUUACUGUGCAGUGCCACCCAGGGGUCCCCUUGGGCAGAGCUCGAUGUUCAGGUUGCCUACAGAGAGCCACUUCCCUUACGACUUACAUCUGCGCAGCCAGUCUCUCACCAUGCAAGAUGAAUUAAAUGCAGUUUUUCAUAAUUAAUGAGGAAAAUGAAAAUAAACAGUGGUCAUUCACCUCCCCAUCUAAUUAAGAGCGAGCAGAUGCUUGGGCACUGAGUAAUUGGCACAACUCUAUUUAACGUGUUUACUAGUUUCUAAAGUGUGUUUCAACUAUUGUGGGGAUUUUCUAUGUAUUAAUAAAUCCUUUUUCCGAUAA